This is a messenger RNA of Linum trigynum, 4219 nucleotides long. The record is from the annotation of a GenBank genome assembly. NCBI's taxonomy places the organism in Eukaryota, Viridiplantae, Streptophyta, Magnoliopsida, Malpighiales, Linaceae.
CACAUAGAUAGUUUGAAACUAAAUCUUAAACCUAGCAAUCCUACAUAAAUGGUUUAAUGCUCUCCUUUUAGGAAUAAUAUGCCACUAAUUAAAAAGAAAUAGAGAAUUGUUGAUUCAAGUCAACUAUAUACUAACAACUCAACUAUAAGGGGACCAUCAAUACUUGAGAGCAAACGACAAAAUUAGGGUUACCUCCAAUAUACUAAUAGACUCGAUCAAAGUAAUAAGGAACAAAAUUUCCUUAUCUAUCAAUUCCAGUAUGUUGAAUAAAGAAUUGACUUACUUUAGUAAAUCAAUCAAGAACAAAGAUAAAAAUAGGUUGUGAUAGCUACAAAAACCAUAAACCUAUAGAUUCAAUAACCACCACUCUCCGUUGUACAGCCAAGAUUUUAUCCACUCUAUCUUCUAUCUCAAGAUACAUAUGUUUCCACCAAAAAUUCGAUUUCUAAUCCUCCUUCUUAGAUCGGGUUUUGGAAGAGAUUUUAGUGAUCCUUAGUGGGGUACUCCUACAAGGUGAAGCUAAGAUGUCUCUAGUACAAGUAAAACUUCCACCCGUUGAACGGUUUGCCUACUUGAGGAUGUGUUUUUAAGGGCACGGAUAGAGCUUCCGACCCCCCCUUAAUUUCAUUGACCCUCCACACGAGUUGAGGAAAAGGAGUUAAAAGAAGUACUCUGGCGAGGGCCAGAUGUACAGAAAUUGCUCUUGCUCGACUAAUAAGGGUCGACCGUGCAAAAGACUGCAGUUGGAACCCCCGCUAAGUGAAUGAAACGAAAAAAAAAAGAAGAAAUAAAGUGAAAGUGAAAAAGGGGUUCCAACGGUGAAAUGAAGCGAAAGAGCACCCCGGUACAACGAGUCCCUGGUUGUGAAUGAUAUGAGUCCCUUUAUCCAUGAACUGACUGUCUUACUUCUACUUCUUCGCAUGAUCCUGGCUUGAGUCUAGUACUCGCUUUGAGAGAGAUAGGGAACAUCUUAGAAGACCAGUUGACCUCGUAAGCUGCUUUAUGAUCUAGAAAAUCCUCUACCGACUAUCGGGGUUGUUUGUUGCUAUAGAGGUCUGGAGAGUUGCAUUGGUUUGUGUUAGGUUUGCUUGGGGACAAACAAACGGUUAAGUGUGGGGGAGUUUGAUAGACCAAUAAUUACACAUGUUUCUACCCCUAUUCUUGAGCCGUUUGAGAAGUCGAUUCCCACUUUUUAGGCCGAUUUCACGCUAGGUUGUUCGUGUUUGUGAUAUUUCAGGUCCUAGCACAUGAAUGAAGGCUUGGGAACGAGUUCGGGGUCAAUUGGACGAAGAUUGGACGUUUGGCGAGAAGCUGGGAAGCCACACGGGCACCAUUGCACCUCACACGGCCGUGUAGGGGCCCCUUGUGGCCGUGUGAAGGCUCGGUAAAGGCCACACGGGCAUCCUGGGGAGCCACACUGCCGUGUGGCCUCUGCCCGUGCAGCUUGCCUGGUUGCCCACUAAUCGAAACGCCACAUUUGGACUCUCACACGGGCAGCUGGGAAAGUCACACGGCCGUGUGGCCUGGCCGUGUGAGUCAGGAAUUUCUGGUUUUAAGCCAAUUUCGAGCCAAAGGAGAGAGAGAGCUGGGUUUUGGAUCCCAAACACCCAAGGGACGAACCCUGGAGAGAGAGAGCGACUUGGGAACAUUCUUGGAGCUAUUUUGGAGGAUUUCUUCGCCAUUGGAGCUCGGGAAUCAAGCUUGGAGAUGGAGAUUGAAGAUCUAGAUCAAAUUUCUGCAGUCUCUCUCUCUUCUCUAUGGAGUAACUUUCCUUCACUUAGGUUUUGAGGAACCCUAGUUCCAUGUGUUAGGAUCUUUCUUGUAUGAAGUUUUGGAUGCUAUAUUGUUUGAUUAUAAUCGAUUGAGCCAUGAUUUAUUGAGUCAAUUGAAUCUUGAUCAAAUUCUCUUGAUUUCUGCUUUAACCUAUGAUAGAUAGAAUCUGAUUAGGUUAAGAGAGCUUCCUUGAUUGAUAGUGGUGAAUUGGUUGUGUGAGAGUCGAUCAAUUCACUGCUUUGUACUGGAAUUCAUUCCAGUAGUGGAGAUCUGUGUGAAUCGCCUUAGCAGUCUAUCCCGGUGAAGGCUAGUCGCCUGCCGGGUAUUCUGUCUAAGAGGGCUUGGUCAGCUUAAGAGAUUCCAAGCUAAUUUAGGAUCUUCCGCAGUUUAAUCAACAGUAGAUCAACCAAAGGUAAUUGCAAUUUGGACCUAAUUGAGGAGCUAGGGGGAAUCAUACCUAAGUGAGUUCCCAACUUGUAAUUAGUAGAGUAGUCAGUAGAGUAGUUUAUAAAUCAAUCCUUAAUCUAGUUUGCUAGAUAAUGAACUGAAGCUGAGUAAUAGUAACUCUAGAGACCCGUGGAUUCGAUAUUUAUUACUUGUGCCACUAUAUUGCAGUCCCUUUUAUUGGUUACACUUGGCCAUUGUUAGGUGUUGUGUCGUAGCGAGUCAGCCACAAUUCCUACCUUGAGCGAGAGGGCGGUGGUCCCCCUGAAGGCUGAGCUUGGGAGAUAUCUUGGUAUCCUUGGCAUUCACGGUCGGGUGACUUCUGGGAGAUAUCAGGGCCUUCUCCUCCGCAUCCAAAAGAAGCUAGCUCCGUGAAAGGCCAAGCGUUUGUCCUUGGCAGCUCGUCUCACUGUUUCCAGGUCUAUAAUUUCCUCUCUUCCCACUUACCACAUGCACACUGAGUUACUACCUAAAGGAGUUUGUGCUUCUAUUGAUUGUAUCAACAGGAACUUUGUCUGGGGAGAGGAAGAAGGGAAAUCGAAAAUCCACCUGGUUGGAUGGGAGAAGAUAACCUUGCCGAAGAAUCAAGGAUGUGCUGGCCUCCGCUUCGUAUGAAAUGCCAACCUAGCCAUGCUUUCUAAAAGCGGGUGGAGACUCUUAAAAGAGAAGGACGUGCUUUGGACGCAGGUGGUCAGAGAUAAGUACGGGUGGAGCAAAAAGAAUCUGGAUCUUUUUAGACCAGUUCAGGGAAGUUCCUUUACCUAGAAAAGCAUAACCAGAGCUUCCUCCCUGUUGAAAGGAGGAUGUGCUUGGAAUAUAAAGAAUGGGAAUGCUACUAAAUUUUGGCAUGACUCUUGGAUUGUGCAGGAACCUCUCAAGAAUUUGGCGGUUGAGGAAAUUCCUAAUCCGCACAUGGAGGAGUCUGUGGCGGACUUUGUGACAGCAGAGGGAGAAAAUCACAUAUGUUUGGGUAUAUGUUUGAGGAUAUUCUUCCUCAAGGCAUUCAGCAGAAAAUCACAGGUGUGGCGGUAGAUAAGCUCUCCAGCAAGGAAGAUACCCUGUUCUGGACCUUGUCAUCAACCGGGAGAUUCACAACGAAGUCAGCCUACCAGUCUCUUCUGCCUCAAGAGCCGGAUCGGGAUGAAAAGUUUUGGAAGAUCAUUUGGAGUCUGCCUAUGCCGGAAAGGAUCCGUUGUUUUAUGUGGAUGGUUUGCCUGGGCAGAAUUGCGACUAAAGCUCUUCUUUUUUCCAGGAAGUCAGCUAAUUCUCCCCACUGUGUUCGAUGUAAUGGCCGAGCCGAGACCGUCCUUCACAUCCUCAGGGACUGCCCCUCGGCGGCCAACUUUUGGACGAGACAGGUCCCCAUUACUAGACAACAGAGAUUCUUCUCGGCGGACACAUCAGCAUGGCUUCGGAUGAACUUAGCUGCCGGGGAUGACGAGCACCUGGGGGAUGGUUGGGCGGCGUUGUUCAGUAUUGCCGCUUGGCUCCUGUGGAAAAAUAGAAACGACAUGUGCUUCAAAGGUAUUUCCUCCACCCUCACUCCGCCCUCCUUGGCCCAUUCGAUUCUUGCUAAGGCCAAGCACUAGAGGGAAGCUUGGACUGCACCAUGCCUUUUGCCGACUGGGAGGGCGUCUGAUGACUCGAUAUUUGCACAUGUUUUCCCCUUUGUUUCUUGAUCGUUUGAGCUUUAAUUAUCGCGUCUUUGGCCUAUUUUAUGCUAGGUUGUGUUACUUUGUCACAUUUCAGGUCCUAGCACAUAAAGUGAAGCAUAGGCGAAAGUUUCAAGUCAAUCAGAGAUCAAUUGGCGAUUCGGGAGAAGAAACUCGGCAUGACCUGAAGAAGAAGAAUGGAUUUAUACCUCACUUUAUGGAAAAAGAUUCAUGCAAUCUUGUCAUUAAAAUAAAUAGGACGAGACUACGAGCGUCUGGGAUCAAACGGCGACUGAUUCAGAGUCCGGAUGAGGGAGAAACGAAGCAUUGAAUAUAGGGGAACAGGUUCG